ACAGAUUUUUAGAAGAUAAUGAAGAAACUCCAGGAUGAGCACUUUCAUGUAUUCAUAAAAUGAAGAUAUGUCUACGCUAUCUCGGUGACCCUGGAUAUCAACAAGGUAUUGGUCAGGAACUUGAUAUGGAGGCCAAGCGGAUAGAUGAGUAUAUCAACCGAAAAGGGAAACCUACUUUAAAUGUGCAAGCCACUUGUGACUUGUGAUGCCAGAG
Messenger RNA from Acanthoscelides obtectus, 214 nucleotides. NCBI's taxonomy places the organism in Eukaryota, Metazoa, Arthropoda, Insecta, Coleoptera, Chrysomelidae. The record is from the annotation of a GenBank genome assembly.